Messenger RNA from Myzus persicae (green peach aphid), 6500 nucleotides. Its product is annotated as serine/threonine-protein kinase MARK2-like. The transcript has 19 exons. Gene Ontology annotation, cellular component: cytoplasm. Gene Ontology annotation, biological process: microtubule cytoskeleton organization; protein phosphorylation; intracellular signal transduction. Lineage: Eukaryota; Metazoa; Arthropoda; Insecta; Hemiptera; Aphididae. Gene Ontology annotation, molecular function: ATP binding; protein serine/threonine kinase activity; tau-protein kinase activity. The record is from RefSeq and is a predicted model, not a curated record. The coding region runs from base 581 to 4639 and encodes 1352 amino acids.
GCAGCAGUCCGUUUCCACACACGCUGUGUGUUGUAGUCGGUGUGUGUGUUUAUCUCGCGUCACGUUUAUUGUGUGAACCGUUCGCGGGCGGCGCUCGCGCUCUGACGCAGUUAUUACCGUGUGUGUGUGCAUGCGUGUUGGUUCGCGUGACACAAUUUGCGUGCACUAAGACCCCAUCAGCCGACGCUGUGAGUUUCCGUCGGCCGCGGGCAUCAGUGGCAAACUGGGCACCGGCGUGCGCGCGUUUAAAAUUUUGUCGACCGAUCGUCGACCGUUUUUUAAUUCGAUAAGAGAUAGACAUACACUCUGCGCGUGUGUGUCUCCGUGCCUCGUUUUGUUUUUUGUUUCAAAUUAUAUAUAUUUUUCUUCCGGACUUCGACGGGACGACUUCAUCUGACGUCGUCACGAAUGACCGAGGUGUUAUGAAAUCGGGCGGACGUGUGUCCGUCGAUACGUUUGUAGUUGUGUGAGUCCUACGUCGGGCCCUCGCACCGACCUCUACGCAUCGAACGCCACCCAUCAACCGCCACACCCGUGUGUCGUUAUCUUGUCGCUGGUGUUGUCUUACGGUGGUGCGACGAUGAUGGACGACGACGACGAUUACAGCAAGACAUGCGGUCCCGUGUUGGACCGCCGAAACCCGGUGAACCUGGACGAGCUGUUCGUGCCGCUCGGUACCAAGUCCAAGGAAUGCGACAACCUACUGGCCGUGGCCGAGGAGGUUUCCGGGGACGAAGACGACUUGGCCGUCGUUGAGACGGUUGCCGCCAAGGCCACGAGCUUGGUGAAUGACAUCAACACUAGAUUUUCCAACGAUUGCACGCAGACCGUCGGACCGUACUUGGACAUGGCCGACCCGUCGCGCAAGGUCAGCGUCCGUGACCUGUUUAAACCUCUGGACUUUAAGUCCAAAGAGGUGCAAAACUUGGCCGAAGAACGGUCGUCGGACGACGACGAAGAUGACCACCACAACGCUGAGGGCGGUGGUGACUACCAGACGACCAGUGCAGAACACGACCAACAGCAGACCCAGACCUGUGGGCCCGUUCUCAUCGACAGUAGUAGCUACAUCAACUCGCCGGCCAAACAGCAAUUGGAACGGAUUUUCGAUCAAAAUCCGGAAGAGGGUAACGAUGAUCGUGAAAAGGAACAACAACAACAGAUGCAGGAUGAGCUGCCGCGACCACCAUCACAGCUGGACGGUGCCGACGGAAACGCCGCCCAAUCGUCGGCCGAAGACGACGACGAUGGCGACGAUGAAGACGGUGGAUUACAGCGGCCACCUGCUAACCCCGACCACGGUAUAUUGACCACCAAGGACGGCACACCGCUGAUCCGGUUACGGAGUAAAAAGUCCAUAAUGGAAUCGAGGUUCAAGCUCACCAUGCGCACGUGGGACGAUGUGUGGAAGUCGACGGCUUGGGCCAAGUUUGCCCCGGACAAGCUGAAGAGCACAUUGCAGAGGUCGACCCGGAACCAGGGAGAGCUGAAAGCCGGUGGCGACGCGGCAUCGAAGAAGCCGACCGCCACGGCCGCAGCGAUGGCCGCGGCGGGAACUACUGCGACCGCGGUGCCGGUCAAGAAGAGCCGGUUCAGGGUGCAGCACGUUCAGAUUGACGACCAACCGUCAGUGAUGGUGUCCUCGGCCAAACGGUCCCCGAAACCGCCGCUGUCGUCGUCCAGCGGCAGCAGCGACACGGACAGCGACCGGCUGCCGGCCGGCCUUCCCAUGAUCGAGAGCAACCUCAACGAGCUGACGAUGGUCGAGUCUCAGCUGAAGAAGCUGGAGAGGGAGCACGAGGCCAAGCACCAGCUACUGACACCCAAGAACGACUGCGCGGCAGAAAAGUCGGGGUCGACGGCCGACGAUGGUGGCCACAAACAGCAGCACCAGCAGCAGCGGGGCGUCGGUGGCGUUGGUAGCGGCACCGGCGGCGGUGACGGCAAAAAAGACAAGGCGGCCGCCCCAAAGGUGGGCUCCAGGGCCGCGGAAACGCACUCUAAGCGAUUGGGCUGGCUGAAGGCGUUCCGACGCAAGUCAUCAGCCGACACGAGUUCGGACACGGCCGCCGCCGCCCCCAACCCGCCGGCCGCACAACAGUCGGCCAAGCCGGCCAAACACAAGCAGCAAGCGGCCGCGGCCAAAUCGUCUGCCGCCGGUAGACAGUCGUCGUCACCCAGACAACAACAGAAACAACGCGCAUCCUCGACCGCCGGCGCCAACAGGCCGAGGCAACAACAGCGAGCUUCGGCAGGGCCGUCCACCGCCACAACGGGCAGUGAUGCGGCCACAAAUAGUUCCACAGGAGGAGGAGGAGGAGGAGGAGUUGGAAGUGGUGGUGGAGGAGUAGGUGGAGGCAGUGGUGCCUCUACAGUGACAAGUACACGCGGAUCGUCUCGCAGCCGUUCAUCGGAAGAGCCGCACAUCGGCAAGUACAAACUGCUCAAAACCAUCGGCAAAGGCAAUUUCGCCAAAGUCAAACUAGCCAAACAUGUACCUACCGGGAAGGAGGUCGCGAUUAAAAUCAUUGAUAAAACUCAAUUAUUACCAGGAAGUUUACAAAAACUUUUUAGAGAAGUUAGAAUAAUGAAAAUGUUGGACCAUCCAAACAUAGUUAAAUUAUUACAAGUUAUAGAAACUGAAAAAACACUAUAUUUAGUUAUGGAAUAUGCUAGUGGAGGUGAAGUAUUUGACUACUUGGUAUUACACGGGCGCAUGAGAGAAAAAGAAGCAAGAGCCAAAUUUAGACAAAUUGUUUCAGCAGUCCAAUACUGCCAUCAAAAAAGAAUCAUACACAGAGAUUUAAAGGCUGAAAACUUAUUACUGGAUAGUGAAAUGAACAUAAAAAUAGCAGAUUUUGGGUUUAGCAAUGAAUUUACACCUGGUGGUAAACUUUAUACAUUUUGCGGUAGUCCUCCAUAUGCUGCACCCGAACUAUUCCAAGGAAAGCGUUAUGAUGGACCAGAAGUAGAUGUUUGGUCAUUAGGAGUUAUUUUGUAUACUUUGGUUAGCGGUUCUCUGCCUUUUGACGGUUCUACCUUAAGAGAGUUGAGAGAAAGAGUAUUGCGUGGCAAAUAUAGAAUACCGUUUUACAUGUCAACAGAUUGUGAAAAUUUAUUGAAAAAAUUCCUUGUUUUAAAUCCACUUAAAAGAGCAUCAUUAGAGGUUAUCAUGAAAGACAAAUGGAUGAACUUGGGCUGUGAGGAAGAUGAAUUAAAACCUUAUGUAGAACCUGAACAAGAUUUCAAAGAACCAAAACGAAUAGUCUGCCGAGUUACAGAAAUAUUAGUUGGCAUGGGUUAUAGCCGUGGAGAAAUAGAAGAGAGUUUAUCUCAAGCUAAAUAUGAUGACAUAUUUGCCACUUAUUUGUUACUAGGAAGAAAGUCUAAUGAUCCGGAAAGUGAUGGUUCUCGAUCUGGUAGUUCAUUAUCAUUAAGAGGAAUCACCGGACCAAAUCCAGGCAUAAAUAACACCAACAAUGUAUCAGCCGUGAACAAUACUAAUCAGUCGCCAUCACAUCGGGGUGUGCAUAGAUCAAUAUCUGCUACCAAUUCCAAACCUAGCAGAAGGGCUUCAUCUGGUGGUGAGACUUCCGCUUUGACCACAAAUCAUCCAAAUUCUAGCAAUGUUCCUGCUACCAAUAAUACGCCAAACAAUCAACAAACAACCCAUAACUCUACAAAUAAAACAAGUAAUAGUACCACUAAUUCAACCAAUCACAAUCAUAAUGUGGCCAUUCCAAGUACUAAUUUCAAGCGUCAAAAUACUAUUGAUGCUGCCAGCAUCAAAGAAAAUACGGCUCGACUAAAUUCUAGACCUGAAAAUAUGAUAGGAACAAAACAACGGUCAAUGGCUCCUGGUGGGUCUGUGGGUAGAAGGAGUACAAUCAGUUAUGAUGCUAAAGCAGCUGUAUCAACUCCUCCCGUAAUGGAUCCAGCAAGUGCGUUGGCUGUACCUAAUUCUGGUUCUGGAUGUGGAGAUACACGAUCCAAAGGUCACGUCAAAUCUGCUUCUGUGUCUAGUGCCACAGAACAUACCACAGAACCUCCUGCCCACCCGAGGGGUGUUACUGUAUCACCUGCAUCACCAGCAGUCAAUAGUCGACAGCCAUUCCCGAGGAAUGUGCCUAGUCGCCAGACCUUCCAUUCUGGUCAAAACAGACAUAGAGGUUACACUGGCGUUGGACCUACUAACAAUACUGGCAGCCCACAUGAUCCAUCCGUGCAAAGGCCAUCUUUCUUUUCAAAAAUAUCAUCCAAGUUUGUUAAACGGCCAAUGGAUCAAAAUCUGCCCAAAAAUAAUAUUGUUAGUAAUACAGUGAAUGACGAUCAAAUGAAACCCAGAUCGUUGAGAUUCACAUGGAGUAUGAAAACGACGUCUACAAGAGACCCAAACGAGAUUAUGGCCGAAAUAAGAGAGGUGCUGGACGCCAACAACUGCGAUUAUGAACAGCGCGAGCGUUUCCUGUUGCUGUGCGUGCAUGGCGACCCGAACACCGACUCUCUGGUCCAGUGGGAGAUCGAAGUGUGCAAGCUGCCCAGGCUGUCGCUGAACGGCGUCCGGUUUAAGCGCAUAUCAGGCACAUCCAUCGGGUUCAAGAACAUUGCGUCAAAAAUAGCCAACGAUCUAAAGCUCUGACUACACACCGAAAACCUGCCGUCCACCGACGAAUAGGUUUUUUGGUUUUCGUACGAAAAAAAAUUACACACAGCCACACACCUCCCGCCCAUCCACACAAACACACACACGUGCGUACGUAAAUGCACACACGGACCAGACGAGAACGGGAGCAGCGCGAAUCAAUAACGAUAAUAUAUGAUUAUUAUAUUAUUAUUAUUAUUAUUAUUAUUAUUAUUAUUAUUUUUAUCAUUAUGUCUGAAAUAUUAUGUAUAUUUUUAUAAUAUUUUGUUUAUAAUCAACAACAACGAACACGCUCGUCGACUACCACGGCCAGCUACGACCCGGUUGCAUCAUACAAAUACGUACAUAUAAAUACACACAAAUCUAUAAAUACCGGAAAAAUAAAACGGUUUUCAAAAAUGUCUAGACGGAACAGCGGUUGAAUGUCUUGUACGCCGCCAACCGUUGAUCCAAGACAGACACAAAAUGUGUUCCGACAAAUCGAUUUUGUAAAAAAGUGUUUUUUUCAAAUGAUUUUCGUUUUCGUUAUGAUAAUUUUAUUUUUUAAUUUGAUUUGAUUUUUUUUUUUUAAAUUUAUCGUCGUUAUGAUUUAUUUUCAUUUUCGAUAAUCUAAUAUUAUAGUUUUGAUUUUUACUGUAAGAAUAAAUUUAAAUAAAACAAAUAUCGUUAGAAAUGACCGCCCCUCUCCACCCCCAACCACACUACUUUAAUGUAAACAACCAGAAUUUUAUGAUUUUCACCGAUUUUUAAAUUAUUCUACUUUCACUUAAGUAUAGUUUAAACCUAUGCCAUUUAUAAUAAUUAUUUCUUUAUGUACUUACUUCCAAUAGAUAAUUGAAUUAUACAAAUCAUACAUUAUUUACUAACAGUUUAUUCGUCGGUUAGCAAACAUGUGCUUUACUAAACUACCAAACAUUUUCCUCUUCAGGGGUGUCUUGGGUAUUUUGGAUAUACUUUCGUCCACAUGCCCAUUAGUUUUAAUACUAUUUAUUUAUUUAUUAUUUUUUUUUCAUGUGUAAAUUUAAGAUUAAUUAUUAUUUUUAAAUUAAAUAAUGCUCGUGAAUACAAUUUGAGUUAAUUCGCUGUAGAAAUGUAAUAUUCAAGUACGUGGAAAUUAAAGGGGGGGGGUUAUAAUUUACAUGCCAUUUUUAUAAUAUUAUAAUAAUAAAACAAUCGACAUCAGAAGUAAUAUUGUAAUUGGUAGCUUGAAUACCAUGUAUAACGAUUACAGUCUUAACCAAUAAAUAUUAUUACUAUUUUUAUAUUCAUAUUAAUAUGUACGUUUGUUCUAAAAUGCCCGAAAUUGUAUGUGAUAUAGCGAGAUUUGUGGCAAUCACCCCUAACCCCUGACUGAUGAUCUACCGUUUUAGAGCUGAAGUGUUGAAAUAUUUACAAUGAUAAUAAUAUUUCGAUAAGUUAAAUUUACGAUUUUCUAGUAAGAGCGUAUUUAUUAUUAUAAUAUUAUAUUAAUACAUUGUAGAUCAUCAUAUCUUAUGAGAAUUAACUCUCACGUGUAAUAUAUAAUAUAUGUAUAAUAUGUUAAGUAUAAAUAUAACAAAGAGACAUCGUAUGAACGAAGAUCUUUUUUAUUAAUGCAUUUCUUUAUAAUACUCAUAUAUAUAUAUUACGUAAUUGGUCUCGCUAAUUAAAAAAUUGUUGUUACUAAUCACUACAACUAGUUCUGAUGAUAUAGAAUCAGCAGAGUGCUUUGUGUAAUAUUUUCUAAAAAUUAUAUACGUGUAUUAUAUAUAUAUAUAUUGGCCCACCUAUCUUGUAAAACUUGGGGUUUUUAACGUUUUCCGUGCAAGCAUAUGUAUAAAUGUUGGAUAUGUUGAGUAGAUAAUUUAUUCAACAAGAA